AUGGAUCAACAACGCCAGCGCGGCCGGUCUCCAUCGGCCGGCCAUCAGCUUCCUAUAAAUCAAUCGCCGUCGCUAGCUCCGACCGUCUACCCUCCGAUUAACGACGCACCCAUUGGACUCGGCCUCGACUUGGAUCAGUCCAACUUUCCUCCGCAGCCGCAGCUUCAGCUCCAGCACCAAGCGACUUCAUCUGCCGACUAUUCUUACACUACCAACUCCGGCUUCCUCACUCCAGGCCAUCAGCAAACCUCCUUCAACCCUACCCAGACCUUUGCCCCUCCAACCACCGACGGAAACUUGGCCUUCACUGGCCAGGCACAAGGAUCGCCCUACCUGGCCCCUUCAAACUUCAGCGAAGCGGCCGAUUUUUCGCUCUUCCCGGCAUCAAACCAACAAGCCGACCAGUUCGACCAACCUCUCUUCGAGCCGUCGACUUUGAACCCCUCCGACAUCAACAAUAUGAGCUCUCCACAAAUCAACCACUCUCCGACCCCUCCUCAUCUCCUCAAGCCCGAGCCACAGGGCUCCCCCUCCUUCAGCCAUCACCAGCACUUCUCCUCGCCUCCCUCGAACCACUCUAGGAACGCUUCUCUAGGUCCCGAAGCCGCGCUGCUACCAAAUCAAUUGAACGAGUGGACCAGCCAGCCUCAGUUUCAGACUCAUAGGCGAUCCCCUUCUGAGUAUUCGGACGUCUCUAGCGUCGCCCCCUCUCCUAGCCUUGUAAGCCACGACACAUUCGACCCUGUCGAUGGCGGGCACUCCCCCAUGCAGCGACCGCAGGAUGCCGGCCUCUAUCAAGAAGUGCUCCAGAUCGGCGCCUUCUCCCUUUCCGACCCCCAACACAGCCCUAACCUCCAAGGACGCAGCCCGUCCCACAGCCCGGCUAUCUCGCCGCGCAUCCUCCCCUCCCAAGGACCCGAGCUGGGUCACCCGUCGGGGAGCUUUGGCCUAGCGCCGCCCCAGGGCUUUCACACUCCCGCCAUGCCCAGUCUCCACGGUGGCGGCGAGGCCUUCCCGUCUUUCCAGCACCCUAGUGACCUUCCCCAGCUUGCGCCGCCCGCCAUUAACAUUGACCUCGCGCCGCCUGCUUCCUCGCGCGCUGGGUUCGAUCCUCCGAGAACCACAAUGGAUGCCGAUUCGCUAACGCCCCCUGAUACGAGAGGGCGUGCCCGAAAGCGAGCUGUUACAGACCCGUACAGCGCCGCUGGUGGCAUAAUGAACCGUAGCUCGCUCAGUCCUGGCACACUCUCCCCCAAUCUCAUGCCCGACUCGAGGUCGGAUACUUCGCGCUCCCUUUCGCCUCUUGACCGACAGACCACAGCGGCUAGCAGGAGACGCCAGUCUACCUCCGCCGUGCCAAAUAAUGUUAUGGCGCUGAGGCUUGCUGAUCCCGAGUACCAGAGCGCUCAGGAUAGCGGUGGUCCCAAGAGGGUACAGAAGCACCCGGCCACCUUCCAGUGCACGCUGUGUCCCAAGCGAUUCACUCGAGCUUACAACCUUCGAUCUCACCUGAGGACUCAUACCGACGAACGCCCUUUCGUAUGCACUGUGUGUGGCAAGGCCUUUGCCCGUCAGCAUGACCGCAAACGACACGAGAGCCUCCACUCGGGUGAGAAGAAGUUCGUCUGCAAAGGUGACUUGAAAUCGGGCAGCCAGUGGGGUUGUGGCCGCAGAUUUGCGCGGGCCGACGCUCUUGGGCGUCACUUCAGGUCCGAGGCUGGUCGCAUCUGCAUCAAAGCACUCCUCGACGAGGAGACCCUUGAGCGGCAGCGCCAGUGGCAAGAGCAACGCAUGCAGCAGAACAUGGCUCAGAACAUGGCCGCGCAGAGCCAGAUGAUGACGGACCCGAUGGGCGGUUACCCUAUGGAUCCCAACGCCGCCUACGAGCUCCCGGCUGCCAUCUUAGCGCAGUACCCCGCCUUGGCGCAAGUAAGCUGGGCGCCCGGAGAUAUGGGCAACAGCUCCAAUGUCGAGGAAGACAUGGGAGGACGAUCGUCAUUCGAUGCUAGUGAGUAUGAUGACGGCGAGGACACUGGCUACAUCAGCAGCCAUAGUGGAGGUUUUGGCGGUGAGGGCAGUAUCCCCGCCCAGGGCUAUCAUGAGAUGGGAUAUGCCAGCGACUAUAGUCAAGGCGCUCGGUAA
This is a messenger RNA of Scedosporium apiospermum, 2142 nucleotides long. RefSeq lists its product as uncharacterized. The record is from RefSeq and is a predicted model, not a curated record. NCBI's taxonomy places the organism in Eukaryota, Fungi, Ascomycota, Sordariomycetes, Microascales, Microascaceae. The transcript is spliced from 2 exons. The coding region runs from base 1 to 2142 and encodes 713 amino acids. Gene Ontology annotation, biological process: regulation of transcription by RNA polymerase II. Gene Ontology annotation, molecular function: RNA polymerase II cis-regulatory region sequence-specific DNA binding; DNA-binding transcription factor activity, RNA polymerase II-specific. Gene Ontology annotation, cellular component: chromatin.